Messenger RNA from Zootermopsis nevadensis, 2101 nucleotides. It is a transcript of the gene Rab39, whose product is annotated as RAS oncogene family member Rab39. Gene Ontology annotation, molecular function: GTPase activity; GTP binding. Gene Ontology annotation, biological process: Rab protein signal transduction. Lineage: Eukaryota; Metazoa; Arthropoda; Insecta; Blattodea; Termopsidae. The record is from RefSeq and is a predicted model, not a curated record.
AAUCUUGUUGUGUACUCUGAUAAGUUUAAAAAUCAUGCAAGCCUCAUAACAUGAAAAUUACCAAUUACUGUUGCCACCGAGUAACAUUUAUUCUCUAUGUCGACAUCAUCGCCACUAUUUAGAUUUUAACCGGAAGUUGAUUCAGUGUGCCACGGUCAGCUGAGGGGAGGGUUACGAUAUACGUCUUAUAUUGAGCAAAGUAAAUGUGCAGAAUGACGAAUGGUAACAAUCUUCAUAUUUAAACACUUCUUCAAAAAUGGUUGAGCCAAUUUUCGACUAUCAGUUUCGAUUGAUACUAAUAGGUGAUAGCACGGUCGGAAAAAGUUCUUUAUUAAAAUACUUCACGGAUGGAAAAUUUGCCGAGCUUUCAGAUCCAACAGUUGGAGUUGAUUUCUUUGCCCGCCUGAUUGAAGUAAAAGAUGGAACUCGUAUCAAGUUACAGCUAUGGGACACGGCCGGACAGGAAAGAUUUCGGUCCAUAACCAAGUCGUACUACCGCAAUUCAGUCGGGGCUCUAUUGGUGUAUGACAUCACAAACCGCUCAAGCUUUGAGCACAUUCCACUGUGGAUGAUGGAGGCUCGUCGCCAGAUCAAACCGCACUGGCCGGUACUUGCCCUAGUAGGCUGCAAGUUGGACCUGGUGUCAAGUGGGAGGCGGGAAGUCACCCAGGAGGAGGCCCAAGCAUUUGCAGAGCAGAACGGUUUGCACCACGUAGAGACGUCGGCAAAGACAGGCGCAAAUGUGGAAGAAGCGUUCCAUGCAGUGACACAGGAGGUGUAUUCACGCAUCCAGACAGGCGAGUAUAAGAUUGAGGAUGGGUGGGAUGGCAUCAAGACGGGCUUCCAGCGGCCAGGAGGGCUGGAUUUUAACUUGGUGGAGGCAGAACCAGCAAAAUCCACAUGCUGCUGAGGUACAUGAUGGAAUGGUCACACAAACAAACAAGGUGCCUGUGCCCCAGAUAGUCCUCUGUAAAUAUAGUGGUGUGUGUGAGAGGUGAUAUACACCACCAAAUCUUGCCUCCCUCUGGGAACGGCCCCUUGCCAUAUCAAGACUCUCUGGUGCUGGCAGAUACAGAAGAUGUGCUUGCUUGCAAAAUCUUAGGGAGACUAGCAGUCGGUUGAUCUGCCACGGGUGGCUCCUGAACCUUUUAAAUUUUGAGACUAAUAACCUGUGGUUACAUUAAUCUAUUAUCUCAUGUAACCUGUUUUGGUAGACUUCAAAAUUCAACCAAAAAUUUCUAUGCAAUGGAAUAUUUUAUGGUGGCUGGUUUAAAAAAGCAGGCCAAUUUUAAACGUUAAGAUUUCCUUGUAACUUCGGCAUACCCAUUCUGUAAAUUGUUGCUUGAAUUAUAUUUGGUAUGGUCAGCUCAAACUCACAGCCUCAAAAUAGUUCCAUCUUGACCUGAGUUAGGUAUAUGGAGAAACUUGCUGUGUCUUUGAAUCAUGUAAGUUGUAUUUGUUUAUUGACAUAAUUUUUGCAGUUACCUCUUUGACUUCAGAACUUUUGUGGCAAAAAUAUUGCAGCAAAUACAUAGAGUUUGGGGUUACAAAAUCAACCCCUUCACUGACAAUGAGCUGUGGCAUUCGCCAGUCCAACUCAACAGGCACGCCCAUAACACGUACAUCCAUUUUACAGUUGUUUUUUGACCAUGAAAUUCCUUUAUACCCUGUACAGAAAAUUGGAUACCUAACACAGACUGUGCUUGCCAUAAGCAACGUAACAUACACUAGCAAGUGCUCACUUAAAGAUAUGCUACAUGAUUGUGAUGCGGUGAUUUUAGCAAAAAAGAACACACAUCAAUGCUUCUCUUUUCUUCAAUCAAGCUACUGCCACACAAAGCACGUGGAGAAAAUGUAACCAUUUCCACUACCAAAUGGUGGAACAUAAAUCGCACACAUCAGUGCAGUAUCUCCUGUAAUUACAUCAUCAGGGAUGACAGCUUGGUACAAAAAACAAUAAUUGCUAGUAAUAAUUUAUUUUUUGUUUGGGCUAGUGAAAAAGAGACAGAAACUGGUGGAGUGAUGACACUAAUUUGGAGUAUUAAUGGCUGGAUUGUUUGAUUUCAUGUACAUAUAUAAAUAAUAAAUAUUAUUAGUGUGA